AUGCAGCUGCCCCCGGAGGAGGCCCGCAGGGACGUGGCUGAGGACGCCCAAUGGUCCAGGCCCGAGUGCCAGGUAUGGACGGGGACGCUGCUGCUAGGCACGGGUCUGCUGUACUGCGCUCGCAUCAGCAUGCCCAUCUGCGUGGCUUCCAUGAGCCAAGACUUUGGCUGGAACAAGAAGGAGGCUGGCAUCGUGCUCAGCAGCUUCUUCUGGGGCUACUGCCUGACGCAGGUCGUGGGAGGCCACCUUGGGGACCGGAUCGGGGGUGAGAAGGUCAUCCUGCUGUCAGCCUCUGCCUGGGGCUUCAUCACCACCGCCACCCCUCUGCUGGCCCACCUGGGCGGUGCCCACCUGGUCUUCAUGACCUUCUCGCGCAUCCUCAUGGGCUUGCUCCAAGGGGUUUACUUCCCUGCCCUGACCAGCCUGCUGUCGCAGAAAGUGCGGGAGAGUGAGCGCGCCUUCACCUACAGCACUGUGGGCACCGGCUCCCAGUUCGGGAUGCUGGUGACGGGAGCCAUGAGCUCCCUGCUCCUUGACUGCUAUGGCUGGCAGAGUGUCUUCUACUUCUCGGGCGGACUCACCUUGCUGUGGGUGUGUUACGUGUACAGGUACCUGCUGAGUGAAAAAGAUCUCAUCCUAGCCUUGGGCAUCCUGGAGCGAGGCCUGCCAGUGUCCAGGCACACCAAGGUCCCCUGGAGGCAGCUCUUCCAAAAGCCUUCUGUCUGGGCAGCCAUCAUCUCCCAGCUAUCCUCAGCCUGCUCCUUCUUCGUGCUCCUCUCCUGGCUACCCACCUUCUUCAAGGAGACCUUCCCCCACGCCAAGGGCUGGGUCUUCAAUAUGGUGCCCUGGUUGGUGGCAAUUCCUGCCAGUCUGUUCAGCGGGUUCCUCUCUGAUUGUCUCAUCAAUCAGGGUUACAGAGCCAUCACGGUGCGGAAGUUCAUGCAGGUGAUGGGCCUCGGCCUGUCCAGCGUUUUUGCUCUAUGUCUGGGCCACACCUCCAGCUUCAUCCAGUCUGUGGUCUUUGCGUCUGCCUCCAUCGGCCUCCAGACCUUCAACCACAGUGGCAUUUCCGUCAACAUCCAGGACUUGGCCCCAACCUGCGCAGGCUUUCUGUUUGGUGUGGCCAACACAGCUGGGGCCUUGGCAGGUGUCGUGGGCGUGUAUCUGGGUGGCUACCUGAUAGAGACCACCGGCUCCUGGGCCUGCAUGUUCAACCUAGUGGCCAUCAUCAGCAGCCUGGGACUGUGCAUCUUCCUGGUGUUUGGACAGGCUCAGAGGGUAGAUCUGAGCCCCACUCACGAGGACCUCUAG
Molecule: messenger RNA, 1311 nt
Organism: Cynocephalus volans (Philippine flying lemur)
Lineage: Eukaryota; Metazoa; Chordata; Mammalia; Dermoptera; Cynocephalidae
Gene: SLC17A9
Product: solute carrier family 17 member 9
Exons: 13
Coding region: 1-1311 (436 amino acids)
Biological process (GO): transmembrane transport
Cellular component (GO): membrane
Molecular function (GO): transmembrane transporter activity
Source: RefSeq, a predicted model, not a curated record